AUGGAUGAUGCUAUGGAAUCGGAUAAUGAACUUCAACGAACUGUCUAUCAUGGACUUCUACCGCAUGCUGAUAUCGACCCAUUACUCAGAGAAAAUGGUGAUUUUGUCAUUCGUAAAACGGACAAAGAUGGCCAAAUCAUCUUAGCUUUAUCAGUGAGAUGGAAUAGUCAACUAUUGCAUUUUGUGGUCAAUCAAGAUGAAAGUGGCUAUUAUUAUUUCGAGACUCAUAAAGAGAAAACAAUAUGUGACUUAAUUAACUGGCACAAAACAACAAAAAAUCCUGUAUCUGUGAAAAGCAAUGCGAAGCUUAUCAGUGGUAUCACUCGACAAUCAUGGCUUUUGGAUCAUGACGAAGUUCAACUGCAAAGGAAGCUGGGUGAAGGUGCUUUUGGCGAGGUAUAUCUAUCGCAAUAUGUGCGAUCGAACAAAGUAAUUGAUGUGGCGGUGAAAACGAUACGAGAAGAAGCAUCACGACUUGCGCGGCUUAAAUUCAUGAAGGAAGCUCGAAUAAUGCGUAAAUUCUCGCAUCCCAAUGUUGUAAAAAUUAUGGGCAUUAUGGUAUAUGAGAACCCAUUGAUGAUUGUCAUGGAGUUAUGCCCAGAAGGCUCAAUGCUCAGUUAUCUUAGAAGAAAUAUCCCUGUUAAUUCAGACCUGAAAUUACGUUUUGCAACAGAAGCUAGCGCUGGUCUUGCAUAUUUGGAAUCGAAACAUUGCAUUCAUAGAGAUAUAGCAGCAAGGAAUUGUUUGUUAUCAGAGCAACUGGAAGUAAAAAUAAGUGAUUUUGGUAUGUCCGAUGAGCGAAGAAUUAUUUAUGACGAAAAAUUAGAAAAAGUUCCAAUGAAAUGGCUUGCACCAGAGACUAUGCAGCAACGUAUAUUCUCGCCCAAAACAGAUGUUUGGUCUUUCGGCGUAUUGGUUUGGGAAGUGUAUGCGGAUGGUAAAGAACCAUAUCCAGGCUUAUCAAACAUCCAGGCACGAGCUAAAAUUGUUGUUCAAAAUUAUCGAAUGGAAAUGCCGAAAACAGCUCCAUCAGCUGUAUCAAAACUUGUUUAUCGAUGCUGGAAAACGGACCCCAGUGAAAGACCAUCAUUCGCUGAAAUUCACCGCAAGUUGAAAGCGUUGAAGCGAAAGUAA
Messenger RNA from Acanthocheilonema viteae, 1134 nucleotides. NCBI's taxonomy places the organism in Eukaryota, Metazoa, Nematoda, Chromadorea, Rhabditida, Onchocercidae. The record is from the annotation of a GenBank genome assembly.